AUGGCUGAACAAAUCCCCAUUCACCCCGUCGCCCCGCGUCUCAAGACUGGCGACCGCAAACCCCACGUCGGCCCCGACCACAAGGCGUACAAGGAUGUUCACACCGAGACUGUCGGUCAUGAAUCGGACAAAUGGUGGGCCCAUAUGGCCCGCCAGACCCUCCACUGGGACAGGCCCUUCCACACAGUCCGUGCAGGCGGAUUCGAAAACGGCGAUAUCGUCUGGUUCCCUGACGGUGGCCUCAACGCGUCUUACAACUGCGUCGAUCGCUGGGCAUUCAAGCACCCCGACAAGGUUGCCAUCGUGUACGAGGCAGACGAGCCUGGUGAAGGCAGCCUCAUCACCUACCGCGAGCUCCUCAGCGAGGUCUGCUCCAUCGCCAAUGUCCUCAGGAACCUCGGCGUCAAAAAGGGCGAUACCGUCUCCAUCUACCUCCCCAUGACAUGGCAGGCCGUCGCUGCCUUCCUCGCCUGCGCCCGCAUCGGCGCAGUCCACUCCGUCGUAUUCGCAGGCUUCAGCGCCGAGUCCCUCCGCGACCGCGUCCACGACUGCAAGUCCCGCGUGCUCCUCACCAGCGACGAGGGGCGGCGCGGUGGCAAGACGAUCGCUACAAAGGCGAUCGUCGAUGCUGCCCUCAAGGGCUCCUCCGUCGUAGAGCACGUUCUCGUCCUUCAGCGCACUGGCAACGACGUGGCUUGGACCGAGGGCCGUGACUUGUGGUGGCACGAGGAGACCGCCAAGGUGCCCAACUACUGCCCGCCGGAGAUCAUGGCCUCCGAGGACCCGCUCUUCAUUCUCUACACCUCCGGUUCGACCGGAAAGCCCAAGGGCGUCGUCCACACCACUGGCGGGUACCUCCUCGGUGCCGCGCUGACGGUCAAGUACGUGUUCGACGUGCACCCGGACGACAAGUUCGCGUGCAUGGCCGACAUCGGCUGGAUCACGGGCCACACCUACAUCGUGUACGGCCCGCUCGCGAACGGCGUCUCGACGACCGUAUUCGAGUCGACGCCCGUGUACCCGACGCCGUCGCGCUACUGGGAGACGGUCGAGAAGCACAAGAUUACGCAGUUUUACUCGGCGCCGACGGCGAUCCGGCUGCUGAGGAGGCUGGGCGAGCAGCAUGUCGAGAAGCAUGAUUUGAGUACGCUGCGUGUGCUCGGGAGUGUUGGGGAGCCGAUCAAUCCCGAGGCGUGGAAUUGGUAUAAUGAGCAUGUCGGGCGGAAGCAGUGUGCGAUUGUCGAUACCUUCUGGCAAACGGAAACUGGCUCGAUUGUCGUCACGCCUUUCCCCGGUGCGAUCGAGACGAAGCCGGGAUCGGCUACCGUGCCCUUCUUUGGUAUCGAGCCUGUUAUUCUCGACCCUGUCACGGGCAGGGAGCUCGAUGGCAACAAUGUCGAGGGCGUGCUUGCGAUCAAGAACCCCUGGCCGUCGAUCGCGCGUACGGUGUACAACGACCAUGCGCGGUACCUCGAGACGUAUAUGAAGCCGUACCCUGGGGUGUUCUACACUGGUGACGGCGCUGCCCGUGAUGAGCACGGGUAUAUCUGGAUCAAGGGCCGUAUCGAUGAUGUCAUCAACGUAUCUGGACAUCGUCUGUCGACAGCGGAGAUUGAGUCGGCGCUCAUCUGCCACAAGGGUGUCGCAGAGACGGCGGUCAUUGGUACGGCCGAUGAGCUCACAGGCCAGGCCGUCUACGCGUUCGUCACACUGAAACCGGAAUUCACGUACGACCCCAGCGACGAGGCCGCGCUCACCAAGGAGCUCGUCCUCCAGGUACGCAAGGUGAUCGGCCCCUUUGCGGCGCCGAAGAAGAUCUUCAUCGUCAGCGAUCUGCCCAAGACGCGCUCUGGCAAGAUUAUGCGCCGCAUUAUGCGCAAGAUCGUCGCAGGCGAGGGCGACCAGCUUGGGGAUCUGAGUACUGUUGCGGAGCCGGGCGUUGUUGAUGUUAUCAAGAAGAAGGUUGCGGAGAGCGCUUGA
Messenger RNA from Coniophora puteana RWD-64-598 SS2, 1980 nucleotides. Its product is annotated as acetate--CoA ligase. Gene Ontology annotation, molecular function: AMP binding; acetyl-CoA synthetase activity. The record is from RefSeq and is a predicted model, not a curated record. Gene Ontology annotation, cellular component: cytosol. The transcript is spliced from 9 exons. Lineage: Eukaryota; Fungi; Basidiomycota; Agaricomycetes; Boletales; Coniophoraceae. Bases 1 to 1980 code for a protein of 659 amino acids.